AGAAAAUGUUUUCUGCAAUCAAGACUAAAUCACAGCAAUUGUGGAAUUUUUUGUGUUCCUCCUUACCAUGUAUCAAACCAGAGUUGAAGGAAUCAGGAAUAAAGAUUCCCAUGGAGGUAUUUUCAGAGGAGAGGAAAGUCUACCAGGAAAUGGAAAUUCCGAGGACUGAAUAUCCCGACCCUGCCAUCCAGCAAGGACUGGAAGAGAGCACGGGGAAACGAAUGGAAGAAGGGAUAAAGGUAAGUCUGGAACAAAUCAUAGAGGAAAGACUGAAGGAAGACAUAAAGGUAAGUCUGGAAGAGAUCAAAGAGGAAAGACAGGAGGAAAGCAAAGAGGAAAACCAGAAGGAAAGCAUAGAGGAGAGGAGGGAACGUUUGAAGAAAAUAGCCCUCGAUUUAGGUAAGUCUGUAUGAGGAAACUCUUAAAUAGUGAUAGUGAUGAAUUAGCUACAAUCAAAAUGUAUCGGGAUUUCUAAAUAUCACUAACUGCUCUGUAGUUUCUUAAUUAACAAUUAGAUAAAGUACAGUUGGGUGCAACUUCCCUGCAGUAGGUACCAAUGGCAUGGAAGCCGCCUCCAGCUGUAUAUAUCUACCAAUGGCAGUUAAAGAUUAGCUCUCACAUAUACGCACUGUAUACCAUCAUUACAAUUCAGUUUGCAGUAAGAACCAAGUAUUCUGUAGGUUACAUUCAAGAUGCCCAACAUGCAUGUUGCUGUACUACAGCUCCCAGUAACUCAAUAGCCUUCAAACAGUUUGUUUUGACAUCAUAUUAAAAAUUAAUGAUUAAGUGAAAAUUAUUUGUUCAUUAAAGGGACUGUAUAAUAUUCCCUAGCACACCCAUAUAUAUAUUCACUGGAACUUUUCCAUGCAAUGUUAUUGACCGCUGGACUAAUUUUGUUGCCAUUUUUCCAUAACAGAUGAAGUCGCUAAGGACAUCACAGACAGUGAUGAUACAGACAGCGAUACAGACACUGAUACAGACGGUGACAGUGAAAAUCAGUGUCAACAAGCGAUAGCCCAAUCAGUGGAAUACGCGGAGCACCGGAUAUAUUUUAAAGCCCGGUUGGAAAAAGCGAUUCAGGAAAAUAAAAUCUUUUGGAUGCAUUUUGACAGACCAGGCAUCCAGGAGGGCCUGGAGAGGAGAGGAUGGAUACGGAAAAUAUCAAGUACCAUUGAUGCUGGGGCCGAGGACACUUCUUUCCGUGAUCCAGACAGUGAUACAGUGGUGACACUUCCUUAUGCUGUAACGCCCACAUUCAUCUGGGUACAUUUUGGUCUUCCCUACACUCUUCUAGAAGAAGAUCAGAUUCUGAACUUCUUUGCCAAUAUAAACUGCUUUACAAGCAAGGCGGGACUAUGUGUGACUUUAAAGAGACUACGGAUGUUUACCGAUGUGAACGCGGACACAUUCUUCCCACGCUGCUAUGACCUAACAGAGAAAAAGGGGAAACAGUUAUUCGUUGAUGAUUUCAUGGCAACUGCAGCCCGUAGUAUCUUAAAAUGGGUUAUAAGAAGAAACCAGAAGACUUCUCAAGUAGAAGAAACUACAACUGACGGCUGCACUUCAAUUGAAUCAGUUCCAGUUGAAACUAUAUUAGCAGCCUUUAAGAUCUGUAAAAUGUGCCUGGGUAUCUCAGAAAAUGACGACAUAGACAAGGAAUGCGAAGAAAUGGAUACCGAUUGGACAGAAUUUCGAGAGCGCUACUAUCGAGUUAUACAUGAUGGUGCCGACAUUGAAAAUUCUGCAUCACAUGUUGACCGAUGCUGUAGUGUCUUACAUAAGAUUAAGGCAAUACACCCACAGCUGGAUAUAGAUGGAGAAAGAAAUAUCUGGAUCCUUAAACCAGCAUUUCUCUCUCAAGGAAGAGAUAUAAUGUGCAUGAAUCGACUGAACGACAUAAUCGAUCAUGUGGAAGACACUCAAUGCUCUUCUUUUGAAAAGAGAUGGGUGAUUCAAAAGUACAUCGAGAGGCCACUUCUUAUUUAUGAAACUAAGUUUGAUGUACGCCAGUUCUUCCUAGUAACGGACUGGGAACCCUUAACAAUCUGGUUCUAUAAGGUGAAUUACAUUCGUUUCUCAUCACAGCCUUUCAACUUGGAGAAUCUAGACAGAUCCAUACACCUGUGUAACAGGUCUAUACAGAAGUACCUUACAAACGCUCCAAAUCGUCACCCUGACCUACCAGAGAUCAAUGUAUGGUCCAAUAAACGAAUGCAGGAGUACCUACGUAUGAUAGGUGCAGAACAUGCCUAUGAAGAGGUGAUGAUGCCGGGGAUGAAGAAAGCCCUGCUUCACACUCUGCAGGCUUGUCAGGAUACAGUGUAUAAAAGAGAAAACAGCUUUGACUUUUAUGGUGCUGAUUUCAUGUUCGGAGAGGAUUUUCAGCCGUGGUUGAUUGAGAUCAAUUUCAGACCGGAUUUAUCUUCACCCUCCGAAGUGACUGAAGGGAUCUUUAAAAAUCUAUUAGAGGACAUCCUAAAAGUUGUCCUUGACCGAAAAACUGAUCCCAACUGCGACACAGGAGCAUUUGAGCUUAUACAGGAACAGCCUUAAAAUUGGAAUACCAAAAAGAAAAAGAAAGCAGACACAGAACCUAGAUGGACCAGGGAAGUACUGUUCUGUGUCUCUAGUGCCCUAUGCAGCGACACUGCUGGCAGCAGGGAGGGUGGGUGGAGGGCCCCGAUACAGCAGGUUUUUAUUAAUAAGGCCUACUGCAAGGGGAAGUCAUCCCUGGCUGCCAGGAACUGUAAAGUUUUAAAGGAAAUAUCUCUAGAGCUGCCCAGAAGACUUAUAUAUACAAGAUAUUGAAACAUCUAUGAUCAACAGACGUCUUUAUGUCAAUGUGGAAUGGGAACUCUAUUCCCAAAUUCUUCUAAAUAAAGGAAUAUAAAGUUUUAACACUA
Messenger RNA from Xenopus tropicalis (tropical clawed frog), 2903 nucleotides. RefSeq names its product tubulin monoglycylase TTLL3. The record is from RefSeq and is a predicted model, not a curated record. Gene Ontology annotation, molecular function: metal ion binding; ligase activity; nucleotide binding. NCBI's taxonomy places the organism in Eukaryota, Metazoa, Chordata, Amphibia, Anura, Pipidae. Bases 1099 to 2553 code for a protein of 484 amino acids. The transcript is spliced from 15 exons.